CACCGACAUAGUAGACGCGAUUAAAUUGUUCAGAAUUUCAUGUAUUUUUGCAAGAUAAUCGAAUUUUUAAAAUUUCUCAAGCCCGUGAUGUCGGAAAUUUAGUUAGCAAAUUAAAAUAAAAAGAAACAACUAUUUUCGCUAAAUAAAAUAAAAAAACGUUUGUUUAGUAAUUUUGAAAACUCCCCUUUUAACUAGAUUUGGAUAGUUAUGAAUGAUAGUGAUUUAAGCGUCGUCAUUUGUAAAUUAAUUUUAAAGUUGGAAAAAGUGCAAAUUUAUAUUUUCUUCAAAAGACCAACCAAAAGAAAACAGUUUUUAAAACGAAACGAUUUUUGCAAUAAGACAAUCUGUGAAAUUCUUAUGUGAAUUUGUUGUUUUGAGUUUUUUUUCUUCAAAAUUUAGUGACCUUCAGAUACAUAAAAAUAAGUCUUAAGUUGUUCCCAAUUAUUGAUCUAUAUACAUUUCUAUCUUCAAGAUAAGAAGGAUUGGAACAAUCAUACAUCGAGUUUGAAAUAAAAUAAAGAUUUCAAACAAAACUUAAGACAAAAUGGUUGGUGGAGCUAAGGUAAAAAAUGACCACACCACUGCCAAUGAUCCCAUGAUCAAGUACAUGCUCAAGGUUCGUGAAGAUCAUGCCCGCCAACAAAAAAAAGACUAUUCCCAUGCCUUCCGGAGAAAAUCACGUUUGGACCUCAUACGACUCUCAGCCCUUGCCGUUGGAAUAGAGUUUGCUUAUGCUGCCGAAACGGCUUUUGUUUCACCGAUCUUGCUGCAAAUCGGUAUCAAUCAUAAACACAUGACAAUGGUGUGGGGAUUGUCACCGUUGUUGGGCUUCUUUCUGGCACCACUGCUGGGCUCGGUCAGUGAUCGAUGUCAACUUAGUUUCGGUCGAAGAAGACCCAUUAUAAGCAUGUUAUCGUUUGGGAUCUUUCUCGGCUUACUACUUGUACCUUAUGGAAGAGAUAUUGGCAUACUGCUUGGCGAUCAGCCGUCAAAUACCAUGGAACUUGUGGAGGAAUUUAUUACGACCGAUGGAGUGGCCUCAGCAUACCAGGCAUCAGAAAUUAUUCCUCCUGAAUCAGGAGGUGGAACCUUCAAAUUUGCUGUGAUAUUUACGAUCUUGGGAACGAUAUUACUUGACUUUGAUGCCGAUACAUGUCAAACACCAUCCAGAGCGUAUUUGUUGGACUCUUGUAUACCAGAGGAUCAACCGAGAGCCUUGAGUACGUUCACAAUAAUGGCUGGCUUAGGUGGUACUUUUGGUUAUGCGAUCGGAGGAAUUGACUGGGAGUCAACUAGAAUUGGUAGUUUUAUGGGCGGAAAUAUACCCACAGUAUUUAUGCUUGUGACAGUUUGCUUUUUGUUGUGCUAUCUUGUGACCAUAACAAGCUUCAGAGAGAUUCCAUUGCCUUUGAUGGAAAAGGACGAAUUGUUAAAACCUCUAUCAGCUGGCGCUAUAACAAAGGAGACUUCCAAGAACAAUAAUCAGAUCUUUUAUAUAAAAGAGACAACCACUUUGGAACUUAAAAUGGCCGAAGAGGAUCUAGAAGCUGAAAGCAAUGGAACUACGAAUGGUAACGUUAUGAAAUACAAACCACCAAACACCGCUGACCCAGAGAUGUGUGGUGUGAAUGAGAGAAUAUCUUUGGGACAGUACCUGAAGAGUAUUGUUAUCAUGCCUAAGUCCAUGAGAAUCUUGAGUCUGACAAAUCUGCUCUGCUGGAUGGGUCAUGUUUGUUAUUGCUUGUACUUCACAGAUUUUGUGGGAGAAGCAGUUUUCAAUGGUGAUCCAAAUUCUCCUAAAGGUUCAGAGAAAUACAACCUAUACGAAGAAGGAGUCCGUUUUGGAUGUUGGGGAAUGUCAAUCUACGCUUUGUCUUGUUCGGUCUACUCCUUGACUGUUGAGAAACUGGUCGAUUGGUUUGGGCUUCGAGCAGUUUAUAUUGGAGGUAUUUUGUCCUAUGCAAUUGGAAUGCUUAUCCUGGCGAUUUGGCCCUCGAAACUUGGAGUUCUUCUGCUAAGUACAACUGCUGGAGUCAUCUAUGCUACUCUUUUUACAAUGCCAUAUAUUCUGAUUGCCAAAUACCAUGCUACAGGAUGCUUCAAAAUGCGCAGUGGUGAGAAUGUUCCUCUUAAACAAACUCGAGGUCUUGGAACUGAUAUUGCCAUCAUAAGUAGUAUGGUCUUUGUGGCACAAUUCAUAAUCUCAUUGAGUAUAGGAAGUUUAGUGGCUUGGAUGGCAACAACCAGUGCCAUUUUAUAUGCCGCUAGUGUACUGAGUAUAGGAGCUGCAGUAUCUGCCAUGUUCGUUUUAUAUAUUUAAUGAAAUUAGUCUAAAUUAAUUAAUUAUACAUAAAUAUAGUUAUAAUUUUUAAUUGUUUAGAAGAGAUACGUAUAUAAAUUGUGUGAAGAUUGAGUGUUUGAGACGAGGGCCUAUGGUGCCUUGUUUUAUUAUAAAUAUUUUUGUUUGUAUUUGUAUUAGAACAAAAAUUUGAUUUCUAUGACCUUUUUGUAUUAUUAUAAUAUUAUUCACAAAAAUUAUAAUUUAAAAAUGUAAAUAUUAAAAAACAAUAAAAAUACAUACCCAUAUAUAUUUUAAA
Molecule: messenger RNA, 2597 nt
Organism: Eupeodes corollae
Lineage: Eukaryota; Metazoa; Arthropoda; Insecta; Diptera; Syrphidae
Gene: Slc45-1
Product: proton-associated sugar transporter A
Exons: 6
Coding region: 545-2320 (591 amino acids)
Cellular component (GO): membrane
Molecular function (GO): sucrose:proton symporter activity
Source: RefSeq, a predicted model, not a curated record